AUGCGGCGUGAAAGUGGUAGCGUCCCGAAAUUAACCAAUCGUAUCUCCACACAAGGCUACUAUGGGAACAACCCUGACGGCAAAUCGAAGGGAACCGCGAUACUUGUACACAAAUCGAUUCCAUUCUUACAGACCGAGACCGAAACUGACAGUAACGGCCGAUACGUAUUUGUUAAGGGAUCACUGCUGGGACAGAACAUCACCCUGGCCAAUAUCUACGCCUCAAACUCCAAACAUGGGAAAUUCUUAAAAUCCACACUUAAGACACUAAUGUCCUUCACGGAAGAAUUCCUGAUCCUAGGGGGUGACUUCAACAUAGCCCUAAAACCAGGGGUAGCCACCUCAACAGGCACGUCAGCGAUACUGGAGCAGAUCCUCCUGACAAUCAGACACACCCUCCAUAUCCACCGCCUUGUUGACUACUGGAGGGCCAUGUACCUGACCGACAGAGAUUACACACACUACUCCAUACCCCACUCUAG
This is a messenger RNA of Pelobates cultripes (western spadefoot toad), 482 nucleotides long. Lineage: Eukaryota; Metazoa; Chordata; Amphibia; Anura; Pelobatidae. The record is from the annotation of a GenBank genome assembly.